CGUGGCCGGGCGGGCUGCGCAGCCGCCGGGGCGGUGGAGGCGGCCGGAGCCCCGCAGCCGCCGCCAUGGCGCUGGUCACGCUGCAGCGCUCGCCGACCCCCAGCGCCGCCUCCUCGGCCAGCACCAGCGAGCUGGAGGUUGGCAGUGAUGAGGAGCGUAAAUUAAACGUGAGCCUGAGCGAGAGCUUUUUCAUGGUGAAAGGUGCAGCCCUCUUCUUGCAACAAGGAAACAGCUCCCAGGGCCAGAGAAGUCUCCAGCAUCCUCACAAACAUGCAGGUGAUUUGCCCCAGCACCUCCAGGUGAUGAUCAACCUCCUUCGCUGUGAGGACAGGAUCAAACUGGCUGUCCGGUUGGAAAGCGUGUGGACAGACCGAGUGCGGUACAUGGUGGUUGUGUACAGCAGCGGGCGGCAGGACACCGAAGAGAACAUUCUGCUGGGGGUGGAUUUCUCCAGCAAGGAGAGUAAGAGCUGCACCAUAGGAAUGGUUCUGAGGCUGUGGAGCGACACUAAAAUCCAUCUUGAUGGUGAUGGUGGCUUCAGCGUGAGCACUGCAGGGAGGAUGCACAUCUUCAAGCCAGUGUCGGUGCAAGCCAUGUGGUCUGCUUUACAGAUCCUCCACAAAGCCUGUGAGGUGGCGAGAAGGUACAACUACUUCCCAGGCGGGGUGGCCUUGGUGUGGGCCACGUACUAUGAAAGCUGCAUCAGCUCGGACCAGAGCUGCAUCAAUGAGUGGAACGCGAUGCAGGACCUGGAAUCCACCCGCCCCGACUCUCCAGCGCUGUUUGUUGACAAGCCAACUGAAAGGGAACGAACAGAGCGGCUCAUUAAAGCCAAACUCCGGAGCAUCAUGAUGAGCAAAGACCUGGAAAAUGUCACUUCCAAGGAGAUACGAAAUGAGCUGGAGAAACACAUGAACUGCAACUUGAAGGAAUUCAAGGAAUUCAUAGACAAUGAAAUGCUGCUUAUCCUGGGUCAGAUGGACAAACCAUCUCUCAUUUUUGAUCAUUUAUAUCUGGGCUCCGAGUGGAAUGCCUCCAACCUCGAGGAGCUGCAGGGCUCAGGCAUUGACUACAUCUUGAAUGUGACCAGGGAAAUUGAUAACUUCUUCCCUGGUUUGUUUGCGUAUCACAACAUCCGAGUGUACGACGAGGAGACAACAGACCUCCUGGCUCACUGGAACGAGGCCUACCACUUCAUAAACAAGGCCAAGAAGAACCACUCCAAGUGCCUGGUGCACUGCAAGAUGGGGGUGAGCCGCUCGGCGUCCACCGUCAUCGCGUACGCGAUGAAGGAGUUUGGCUGGUCACUGGAAAAGGCCUAUAACUACGUGAAGCAGAAGCGCAGCAUUGCAAGGCCAAACGCAGGCUUCAUGAGGCAGCUGCUGGAGUACGAAGGCAUUUUAGAUGCGAGCAAGCAGCGCCACAACAAGCUGUGGAAGCAGCAGGCGGAGAGCAACCUGCCCCCCAACACGGACGGCACCACGGGGUCGAGUGACUUCCUCCUGGAGAGCUUGGACAUCGACCUGGAGAACCGCCUGGCUGACCUGGACAUGCCUUCACAGUCGGCGUACCUGGACAACCGCGCCGGCACCGACGUGUCCGUGGGCUUUAACUACUGCUUCCGCCGCCUCUCGGACACGCUGCUGGAGAACAAGAUUCCCAGUGACAGGGAGGGCUUUUUCCCUGUGGAGGAGCUGGAGCGGGAUGUGCUUGCGGAGCGCACUGCCUCGCUGGUGGGACAGCAUCCAUCUGCGCCGUUGGAGGGUAGGAUGCUGGAGACAGCAAAAGCCCUGGAGACCGCAGAGCCGCUGGCAGAGCUGAGCAGCUUCUGUGAGAAGGAGGCAAAGAAGAAGCUGGAUUUCAGCCCCCGGAAGGGGAGGAUAGUGCUGGGCCCCGGGGACCACAGGGAGGACUCUGUCAGGGAGGAAAAUCCAAUGGAGAAGUGGAAGCGGCGCUUGUCCAUGCACAAGGAGGAGAGCAGGCUUAAUAGAGAGAACUUGAAUAACAACAACAGCAAAAGGAGUUGCCCAGAGGAUUUUGAGCACGAUGCUGUGUUUGGGAUCCUCAGUAAGGUGAAGCCUUCCUACCAGUCCUGCGCUGACUGCAUGUACUCCUCAGCUGGUUUGUCCCCGGACUCCUUUGGGGAGCAGUGUGAGAAGCUGAACCCCGGCACCGCGCGUCGCAGCACCGCCACCAUCUGCACGCAGCCAGCCUUCCUCUCCCACAUCAACUCCAACUUGGCAGAGCACCUGCCCAGCAAGGCACGCUUGGAGGAGGCAAUCAGAACUAAAACCAACGAGGCUCCGCUUCCUCUCUCGGCAGGAACUGGUGCUCUGGAGGCUGAUGCUUGCAAAUCACUCGAUCAGCACUGCAGUGUUUUGGAGAAGGGAAAAGAUGCACCAAAAACCCCGGUCAAAACUCUGCUGCCCAGGAGAAACUCUCACUGUGACAAGAGCCUCCUUAACGUGGAAGUGGUAAAAGAGGAGUCUCUAGCCAGAAAAGACAGCAAACCUACCAAGGAUCUGAAGUACUUGUUCAGCAAAGACUUGGAAAAGCCAAGUGCAAACAGUUACUUGAUGCAGCAUCAGGAGUCUCUUAUCCAGCUGCAGAAGGCAGGCCUGGUUAGGAAGCACACCAAAGAGCUGGAGCGGCUGAAGAGCCUGCCCUCGGAUGCCUCAUCCCUGCUCAGGGAGAGCCCCUUCGGCAGGGUGGACUCUGGCAUCAUGGAGGAGAGUGAGGAUUUGAUUUCACAUCCCACCCUCGUGCCUCUCCUGGCACCAGCACCGCUGAUACCUGAGGACGCAGAGAACAACGUGGAGAAGUCGGAGGUGAAGCGCGUCUUGGAGGGGAGCUCCCAGAAGACCUCCACGCCGGUGGCGUGCCGGCUGGAGCACACGAGCAGCUUCACCAAGGACUUCCUGAAGACCAUCUGCUACACCCCGUCCUCCUCUCGCAGCUCCAACCUGACGCGCAGCUCCAGCAGCGACAGCAUCCACAGCGUGCGGGGCAAGCCCGGCCUCGUGAAGCAGCGGACUCAGGAAAUAGAGACCCGGCUGCGGCUGGCGGGCUUGACUGUGUCUUCCCCUCUGAAAAGGUCCAACUCUCUCGCCAAGCUGGGGUGUCUGAACCUGUCCUCUGAGGACUUAUCCAGUGACAUGGAGGUGUCAACCAUAACGGACUCCAAAGAGGCCGUUUCCAGCGAGUCUUCCAUGCUCUGUGAGCCACAAUCCACGCUAAGGGGUGCAGACAUCACCUCCAAGCUGGCAGCGAAGCCAGCGGUUGGAAACUUGAAGAACACGCUUUGGAUGGGCAAAAGUUGAUGCCUUCCGUGGGGGGUGCAGGGGAUUUUGAGGGGUUUAUGGCAUUUGUUCGUUGCACCGAUGCAGUUUAUCAUCUGACUCGCAGUAGUUCAUCUGAUGCCACCUCUUCGUCCCCCCCCUUGUACUCUAAGUGGGAUGAAAAAAGCCCAUAAUGGGUCAUGGUGAAUGGCACAAGGGAAAAUAAAAUGUAUUGCAUGGCUUAGAAGAGGACCUUGUGUGUGAAUCGCCCGUUGUCCUGCAGGAUGCUCUUUCUAGUACUGUUUGCCAAGUAUAAUAAUGUGGGUUUGUGUGUGUAUAUAGAUAGAUACUUGUGCUAUUUAUCUAUCUAUAUAUAUAAAAUGCUGAAAUACUCUGUUUCAAAGACUCAAAAGAAUUAGUCAUGACUUUUUACAGAACAAACACAAGUCUCCGGUUAAAACAGGGCACUUAUGGAAAAAUCCUUAAAACGGUGACACGAACACUACCUCUGAUCUUGCUGACUUUGAGUCUUGGGUUGUUGUUUGUCUUUUUUAAAGGCUUUUCCCACAAUACUUCUGUUGUUUGAAGGUAUUUCCUUGAUGGGAACUGUAAAGGCCGAGAGGAGACAGAGGCUUUCCUGGCUCUGAAGUGAAGGAGUAUCGAGCUGUGUUCGUGUUGACUCUGUGACCCGAUGGCAUUUGUCUUCACUGGGUGGAUUGUCACAGCCUUGUGUUGGUGCUGGAGGGACCCCCAGGCUGUGUCACUGUCACGGGCUCCCAUGGAGGGGUGUUGUGUUCUUUGGGUGUUGUUGCUGUCGUGGUUUGUAAUGUCAGUGCUAAUGAUGAGCUUGGCCAGUAAGUGACCGUGGACCCCAGUGAAGCUUUGUGUGAUGCUGUGUCAGUGUCGUGGAUCCUUCAUCGGGCUGUCGGGACACACUGAGGAGGGGCUGCUCUUUGGUGUCCCACGUGUUUGCAGUAGGUGAUCGUGUCUCUCCUGAUCGUUGCUGUUGGUUUUGGUAGGACAGUUCCUGUGUCCUGGGUUUGGGAAGCCCAGCGGGUUAUUUAUGCCGGGUGGCAGGAGCCUGGGUGGCCGCAGAGCCCGCGUGUACAUGUCCCAGCCUCCUGCCAGGGGUGGCAGAACCAUUAAUCCUGCUCUGAGGAGGAGUUGUGCCUCCUCGGGUGAGCAGUCACAGAGAAAUAGAGGCUCACUCCAACGAGAGAGGGAUGUUGGAGGUGAGGGUGAGAUCUCCCUGAGCUCUCCUUUCACAGGAGGGCAGCCAGGGGCUGCCCGUGCUCUCCCUCAGCGAGGUGCUCAUGGUGCUCAACUGCCCCGUGCCAGGCCUGGCCACGUCAGGAGGGAAGAGCUUGGGAAGCGUGUUUGGGGAUCAUGCUCCAAACCUCGGUGCUCACCGAGUCCCAGCGAGCUCCCCAUGUCUUCAGAUCUCCAUCAAAAGCCAUUCUUAACAUCCCCUCUGCGAGGUGGGGGUCACAGGGCUGCAGCAGUCGUGCUGAGUCUGUGGUAAUCAGAAGUCCACUGUCUCCAGGCAGGGAGCCCUGUGGUUUCACUGUCCUAAAUGCCCAGAGUUUACCUUUUUUCCCCACAUUUUUAUAUUGUGUGAGGAAUUGUCAGGGCUGGCAAUCAGAUAAAUGUCCCUCCUUAAAGGGUCUGAAGUUGGAUGUGUGUUUUUAGCUUGAGGCAUCCUUCCCGUUCCACCCAUGGAAGCUGGAUUGAGGCAAGAGCUGCUGGACAAGGUGUGCGGGUCUUUGCUUCUAGGGCUGAGAAGAUGCUGGGUCAUGUUCAGCGUGAAACCCUCUGCUCCACGGCUGCGCUUCCAGAUCUGCUGCAAUAAACCUCCUGUAUCUGUUCCAUCUUCCCUGUCCUUGUUCCCUCCCGGAUUCCCUCGGAUGAAGGGGGCCCCAUUGGGUGCUGCAGGGCUCAGAGCAGCCGCCUCGGAGGGGGUUUGUGCCUCCUGCUCCCAGCACGGCCUCAUCACCCACCUCGGCUUGCCCCUUGUUGGCAGGGUUGCUUUUCUCUGCUAUAUGUUACACUGCAGCCGCUUCCCAUUGCUGCCCGGCCACUGGGAGAACUGGGAGAGCUGGACUGGGAUAACUUCGGAAGGAUUCCAUUAACUGAUAGAAGCAAACGUGCAUCUUUCCUCCCUGUUUCCUCCAGUGCCUGCUGGGUGCUGUGUACAAACCGCUGCUCUCCUGGGCUCUGACCCCCUUUGGCCUCGGCUCUGGCUGGACCAACCCCAGCCUGGGCUCGGGGCUGUGUCGUCGCGACGCUGUCGGGAUAGAGGCUUGGUGGAGGGGCUCGGGAAGCACUCGUGUGCCAUUUGGAUGGGUUUGUAGCCAAACCUCCGACGCUUGCAGACUUCAGUAGAGUUGUUGCAUGAGAAGGUAGAUGUGUUCGUCCUCUCCCGCGUAUUGUAACUGUUCUUUUCCAAUGGAGUGCCUUAAUACUAGUUUACAAAUACUGUGUAUUCACGCUGAGCUGUUACUCUGCUGUUUGCUGUUCUUUAUGUUUCGGUGCUUUUGGUGUUUCCGGCGGCCGUGAGACCGUUGCUACUUCUGCAGAUCCACAUCUCGGCCCCGCUGAGCUCAAACCACUUCCCCCUGCCCUGUACAUGGUGAAACCAAAGGGCUGUGGGCGACGCUGCUGCAGCACUUGCAGCUCCCAGUGCUCCCGUUUGAUCUAUGCAUUGCUGCAGGAAGGGGACGGGGGGAUCCAGGGAGACAUCCCACCAACGUGGAUCACCGGCUGUGAACCCAAACCCAGUCCCCUCCUGCCAGAGAACCCCAAAUGCACAAAACUGGCACCUUAUUCCAGCCCAGGUCUGUGUGGUAGCAAUAGGCGUCCUCCCGACGGGAUGCUCCGGGAGGUGAUCCUGGUUAUUCCAUGAGCGCAGCCCCGGAGGAGGGGUGGGUGAUGUUGUAGCUGUUCCAGUGCUGUACUCUGAUAACAACCGUUCCUUUGACUUCAUGGUGUUUCUGAAUCCUGGUUUUAUAUCGAAACAAGCAGCAUCUUUUGUACUGUACGAGGCAUAAUGCACUUUUUUUUUACCUUUUGGUUGUAAAAUGGAUUGUACAUUUUAUGUGCUUCUUGUGAGGAAAAAGAAAUAAACCUUUUUGUUCUGUUUUCCUUUUA
Molecule: messenger RNA, 6425 nt
Organism: Strigops habroptila (Kakapo)
Lineage: Eukaryota; Metazoa; Chordata; Aves; Psittaciformes; Psittacidae
Gene: SSH1
Product: slingshot protein phosphatase 1
Exons: 15
Coding region: 66-3320 (1084 amino acids)
Biological process (GO): protein dephosphorylation; negative regulation of actin filament polymerization; actin cytoskeleton organization
Cellular component (GO): cytoplasm
Molecular function (GO): actin binding; protein tyrosine/serine/threonine phosphatase activity
Source: RefSeq, a predicted model, not a curated record